Linepithema humile (Argentine ant) is the source of this 10075-nucleotide messenger RNA. RefSeq names its product sevenless (gene sev). Gene Ontology annotation, molecular function: protein binding; transmembrane receptor protein tyrosine kinase activity; ATP binding. The record is from RefSeq and is a predicted model, not a curated record. NCBI's taxonomy places the organism in Eukaryota, Metazoa, Arthropoda, Insecta, Hymenoptera, Formicidae. Gene Ontology annotation, cellular component: signaling receptor complex; plasma membrane. Gene Ontology annotation, biological process: cell surface receptor protein tyrosine kinase signaling pathway; positive regulation of kinase activity; regulation of TOR signaling.
ACGAACAGCGCGAUCGCGUUGCGCGCCGUCCGACUCCGAGCCGCGUGACACAAACGUCACAGACGACCGUUCGCAGGAAUAACAAUCGCAAAGUAAUAGAUUCCGAAGUGUGUGUGCAGUAAAAACAAUAUGAAACGCGACCAUGACCAUUGUAGAUUUUGAUAAAAAAGAAAGAAUUGAUAAAACUCUGAAAAAGUUGCGCCUUUCGAAUCGCGGCGAAAGUAACGGCGAGAGAUCGAUGAUCCUGUGAUUUACGAAUCGACGGAGGGAUUGAAGUGCCGAUGCGCAGAAUAUCUCGCAGUGCAGAAAUCGUGAUUUGAGUAGGUGGACUUUGUGCGGUGUCGCGAAAACGAAGUAACCGUUCGACGCAGUUUCGCGCUCGGACGACGAUCAUUUCUUAUCACCCGAUCGUUUUGUUACUCGAACGUUACAAGAAGUUACGGAGGAAGAUUAUGUGUAUAUUGCUGUCUUCGUUGCAACCGGAUGUACGCGCGUCACUUCGCAACGUCACUAGCUCUCAUCUGAGAAAAACAGUGAUUAUUUACUUAUCAGCAUCUCUAUAAUUUGAUCGUGAGAAGCAUCGCGAUCAAUCGCGAGGAAAAUCUCAGCGAAUGAUAUUGAAAACUGACGGUUCAUGAACUGCGCACGUGGAAAGUGACUCUCUCCUCUUUCUCUUUCCUUUUCCCUAUCUCUCUUUUUGUUUUCUCGAUGACGAGAAAAGUUGAUAAGGAUAUUUGCGCAUGUGCGUCGAGUGAAUAAGUUCGUGCUGAAAUUCGCUGUCGCUCAAGCAAUCCAGCGAUAACAUCGCUUUAUUCGCGGUAAUUACACAUUGUAAUUUCUCGGGGAUUUCCCGGGACGCCAACUAUAUCGCCGCCUAUUCGUUUCCGGACAUUUAACGGAAGUGACCAAUUUGAUCGCAAAUACCGCGGCACUUGUUGAUGCGAUUGCUCGGCACGCGACUUCGCGAACGACGGCGACGACCAGUAACGACGACGGGCGUCGCGACGCGUUUCGCAAGAUUUCCCGAGAGACAUGAGGGAGCAUCGCUUCGAUUAGCGCAUCCGAAACAUCGAGAAGAUCGAGCGAGGAGCGAUGAUCAUCGUUAGCUGAACCGGCCGAGGAUCGCGCGGAAGGACCCGCGGGGGGGAGGGGAUUAUUAUGUUAGGAACGGGAUUAUGCGCUCUCCUGAAGGUGUUGACGCUGGCGGUAGCGGUCGUCGCGUUUUUGCCGGAGGAUCUGGAGGAUGGCAUCCCUCCGGCCAGCCUCCAGGAGGAAUGCGCUUCGAAGUGUCCGAACUUAGAUCUCACGCAGAAUCGAACCGACGACCUGAGCUCGGAGGUAGGAUGCGGGGUGCGGUGCAAGAUCGAUCAGUGUACAAAAGGCUGCGAAGCAUGGGAACAAGCGCUCGUCACAAACUGCCAAGCUGUUUGCAAUGGAACGCAAGAAUUACUACCACCGAAGGAACUGUACUGCGUUUUGGGCUGCCACGACGCGUUAAAUCGUUUCUUCCAGCAACUCAAAGCGGAAAUCGGCACGCCACCGGCGCCAGCGUUGGUCGCGGACUCGUUGACGGCUACGUCGCUCAGACUCGAGUGGAAAGGCAUAGAUGUACACAGACGUGUUGGCAGCAUUUCGUACCUGGUGCAAUAUACGAGGCGCUACGAGAAAUCAGCUGAGACAUGGCAGUAUUGCAGGAAUCAAUCGUGGGACAAUGGCAAUCGCCAGAUACUGGUCGAAAAUUUGCAGCCGUAUACAAAUUACAAGUUUCGCGUAGCGUUGCUCCUGAAAUUGUCGGUCCACAAUCCGGAGCCGAUCGUGUCAGCGCCGGUAGUGAUAACGACACUGGCGGCUGGUCUGCCGACGUCACCACCGAGAAUUGUAAGAGGCUCGGCGGUAGACAGCUACCGCGUCUCUGUGUCUUGGGAACCGGGCGAAUUUGUGAACGGGCCACUUUUGUCGUAUGUCCUGCGCCUGCAAGGGGAUAAUCAUACCCAGCUUAAGGAUAUUCCAGUCAAAGAAAGCACCGGUCUUUACAUGUUUCAAAAUCUCAUACCUGAUCAGAAUUAUUCUAUCAGUGUGACUAUGAGAAAUGAAGUCGGCGAGGGUCCACCACAGACUACUUAUAUUUCUACGACCCCUCUAGAAUCUAUCGUGAAGGACACGCAACAGCCGAUUCUCAUCAUCGGAAACGAGCAUACGGUCAUGAAGCAGGGCGCCGAUAUGCUGGACGAGCCCAGCGUCGUUUACGAGACGAAUUCUGUGAUCCGCGGUGUGGCGAUACACGUGGCGUCCGCUCAAUUGUUCGUUUCCACUUCAACGGGUUACGUGUAUCGAACGUCGAUCAUCGAGCGAUCGAGCAAGGCUGAAGCUAUCUUGAGCCCCGGUCAAAUGAAUUUCGAACCACUGAGUCUUUCGGUCGAUUGGCUGAAUCUCCACCUGUACGUUUUGGGAGAAGUAAAACACGCGACGAGCAAGUGGCAAAUAGCCAGAUGCAAUCUCGAUGGCAGAGGCUUGACAGUGGCCAUGGCUGGAAUUCUGAGUCGACCCUCGCACAUCGAGGUCGAUCCUUACAACGGAUAUCUCUUCUGGGUCACUAAAGUGGGGCUGUUCAGAUUGGAUUUGGCCGAUAUCAGCAAUGGUGUGAAACACGAGGCUCAACCAUUUGUAAUUGUUGAGGACGCGCAUUUGGGCGCUUUUACAGUAGAUCAUACGAACUUUCGAUUACUCGUUCCUCAUCACACUCGGAACACGGUGAUAUCCGUAUCACUGGACGGUCGCGAACUUGUUGAUCUGCGUCCUAAUACGCAGAAGCCUAAAUUCAAUAACGUCGUUUCCCUAGCUAUGGCAAAUGGAUUGUUUUUUUGGACUAAUGGCGCAGGGGUCCUCGCCGAAAACUAUCAUUCCGGCCAAAACAGAUACUUCCACAAUGCAUAUCCCGACACGUCUGGCAUUUCCUUCGUCAGCGUCAACGUGUUGAUAAAUGCUAGUCAACCAGUUCCUAUUCCAAUAAAUCCACCCACGGGAGUGCAAGCAGUUCUAGGAGUGGAAAGAGCAAAAGUUUCCUGGCAAGCUCCUCAUUUGCUGGGCGGCCAAGGAAAAGGCGCUUGGCAAAACUGGUCGUACGAGCUCGAAAUCAAGGAUGAAUCGACGAAUGAAACUGUCCGUCAGAAGGAUAUCGCCGGAUCGUCUCACACUGUCCACAAUUUGCGAGAAAGAUUGGAAUAUUCGAUCAAAGCUGCAGCGUACACGAGCGCCGGCAGAGGACCGUGGUCUUCGGAAUUCCGAGGGCAAACCUUAAAGAGUGGUACGCAUGCGUCUAUCUUGUGGUCAUCGAACGAAGGGCUCUUGAGAAGCGACGUAACCGGCGAAAAUAUAGACACGCUCGUUUAUAAAGCUAGUCUGAAAGAAUUCGAGAGCGAAUUUCAUAUUGUUGACGUUAGUUGGUACAAGGACGCGCUGUAUAUAGUAGGAAAUAAUUCCGCGCUAUAUCGUUACAAUAUCAAAACUCAUGAGAAGAUGAAACUCAACAUCAACUCGGUCGGAAGCGUCGCUGUGGACUGGAUAUCGAAGAAACUAUACUGGGCGAAUCCAAAACAACAAAUUAUAACAAGAGCGAACCUGAACGGAUCUCAGCAAGAACCGAUGUCCAUCCUAGCAAUUGUAAAAGAGCUGAUAAUCGACUCUCUGGAGGCGUAUUUAUAUUGGUCAACUGGUCACGCUGUGGAAGUUGCGCGAUUGAAUGGACAGGACAGGAGAUACUAUCAUUCGGAUGAAAUUUUUAAUGGCAAACAAGUAAUGGGACUAACGCUCGACACCGAAAACAGAUAUGUUUACUGGAUCGUUCGAAGUUACGAAAGCGGAUCCAUUCUCUAUCGAGCACCGACAUCCGAAAGAAUUCCAAUGAACCAGAAAAUCGAGCCGAAAAAGGUCUCUGCUUUGCAACAUCCAAACAUGCAAGGACCUUUAUGCUAUUUUUCCGAGCAUCUACUGUGGCUGCAGGAUGACAGAAAUGCUGUGAUCGGCGAUCUGUCCGGUCAAAAUACGGCCGUCAUAAACGGGAUUACUUUGUCUGGUUUAUACAUGGUGGCCAUUAUGGAUCCUGCGCUUCAUCAGUAUCCGGAAAAUUUGACGUCGGAGACAGUAGUGGUCUCGCCGAACGCCGUCGAUCGCGAUAGCAUAAGAGUCGAGGGAACCUGGAGAAAUUUCAACAUUUCCUGGGAUCCUGUAAAGAAUAUCAAUUACGGCACGGUUUUCUACGAAGUAAAGUUCGCGGAUUACAUUAAUACGAACUCGAACCCAGAAAUCACGAUUGAAACGACGAUGCCGUACAACAACUCGGAUCAGAUCCUUCCCUAUUCCGUCCUGGAGGUCACCGUGAAGGCUUUCACAUACUGGGCAACCGCGCAUCACUCCCAGAUGAUCUUGAGAUCUCCACAGAGCGUGCCGAGUCAGCCAACAUCUCCCAGAGCGUUUGUUGAAUUUUAUAAAAAGGUGCUGAGCGAAAAUACAGACAUCUUUGUGAUAUUCAGAUGGAAUUUGCCUGAAUUUACUAACGGACUCAUUCAAGGAUACACGGUUCAGUGCUGGUUCUUCAACAAUCUGGAGAAAAUUGAAGUCUGCAACGACUACAGCAUCCCGUCCACGACAUUGGAGUACACGGCGUAUAAUUUAUUACCCAACACGACGUAUUAUUUCCAAGUGCGGGCGCACACCAGGAUCGGCGCUGGUCCUUACACGGAUUUAAUCAACGUGACAACCAUGUACGAGAAUCCGGUGCCGCAAUUAUUGGUCGCCACGGCGGACGCUGUGAGGAUAUCCGAUCUGGAUCAGGAGAUUAACUACACGCUCACUAGGCACAUCGCGAAAGAGGUCAGCUAUUUGGCAGCGGAAAAGAAGAUCUAUUGGAUCAAUGAGAUGCGAGAGUUGGUGACGUCGGACAUGACCGGAACCAACGCUACGAAGAUACUCGAUCUCAACAAUACUGCGGAUAGCCUCUGCGUCGACUGGGUGGCGAAGAAUCUGUACUGGUCGGAGAGCGGAUACAGGGAACACGGAUACAGGGAAAGCAACGGCUACAUCAUGAAGCUGGAUUUGACGAUGUGGCAAGCUGGCAAGAUCAAGUACGAAAACAUCGUGAAGACAGGGAGGCGUGUUUUGAAUUUAGAUGUGCUGCCGUCUCAGGGAUCUUUAUAUUGGAUUGAGUCGACGAAUGAUCGCGGCACAAUAAUGCAAUCGGAUCUGAACGGGAAAAACGUGCAACCUUUCUUCAAAAACAUAGGUGAUACGUGCUCCUGCCCAUAUAAACCGUCCGGCAUGGUGAUCGCGAUGGCGAUUGAUAAAACCAACAUCCAGAAACCAAUGAUGUACUGGGUGAUGGAGGAACACUUAAUCGUGAUAGACAUUUAUCGUAGUGAAUCGUUCGUGGACCGUGGUGGCUGUACGUGUGCCAAUGUGUCAAGCUCGAAAUUUAGCAAAGUGACGUCUCUCACGGUUGAUAAGAUGAAUAUCUAUUGGUCCAACGCAAUGGAGAAUCAAAUUUAUUUCUUGAAGAAAGAGCACUUUUUCGUCGCGAGCAAGGAAAACGUGUCCGAGUUGAAGAUAAGGAGCUUCUAUCUACCAGGUGUGCGCAGCAUCAGAGCUCUCGGCAAGUCCCUGCAAUCCUAUCCCACCGCGAACUGCCUGAAGCCCGACCAGGUUUCAUCAGGUUCAGAACACGCGUCCUACCGCGUGAAGGAAGUAAAUACGACGUCCAGCAGCAUAGUCGUCCAGCUUCCGGAACCGAUUCCCCAGCACGGCUGCAAGAAUUACAGCCUACCCAGCUCGCUGUACACCAUCUACUUGUGGCCGUGUCCGGAGAACGAUCGCAACACGCCUUGCCAGAAUCGCGAGUGGCUCAAGGUGCGGACGUACGAGCGGCGCUACGAAAUCCGCAAUCUCAAGCCGUUCACGUGGUACAAGCUGGAGCUGGCGCUGAGUAACAUCUACACCGAUCUAGAAAACUUAGAUCUGGAGUUCGGCCCGGGCGUGAUGCAGCGGACCGGCGUGAGUAAGCCUAGCGCGCCGGAGAAUGUCACGGUGCAGGUGCUGACGCCGACCCUGGCGGUGGUCUACUGGCGUCCUCCCAGAGUCUUGCAUUCCGCAGCGGUGCACUACGAGGUACACUGGUGGUCGACUUUGCUGGUGAACGGUGUGCGACAGAAGGGCGAGCAAGUGAUCAAGGAACCGGAGCGCGCGGCGGACGGCAGGUUCUUCACGACGUUGAAGCCGCUGCUGCCGGGGCAGGAUUACAAGGUGUACGUGCGCGCGUAUCCCGCCAAUUUCAACGACAACUACAACGAGAGUCUCGGCGAAACCAUCCACACGUACGCGGAACCGAACAACUUGACGGUGAUCGGAGUCAGUGUGGACGGUAUGAACAUUUCCUGGAUCCCGAGCGUCAAUCUAAUGACCUUUUACGCGCUACAGUACAAAAACGUUGCGGUGGAGGAGUGGCAAACCGCGAAUAAAUACGAGAAGGAGAAUGGCAAAGUCAGGUACUACAUAGAAGGCUUGCAGCCGCGAACUUUGUACAAGUUCCGCUUGGUAUUGAAAUACCCCGCGUACGAAGAGAAUUUCAUAUGGCCGUCCGAUGGGAGAUUCACAUUUCAAACGCUUGGUGCCGUUCCGAGCGCUCCCGGGAUGCCGACGGUGACGAGACUUCGCAAUUCUGUUUAUCAAUUGAACUGGGAACCUGCGCAGGCUCACGGCUCGCAAGUGGCUUUGUAUCGGCUGGAGGGUUUAAUCGCCGACGACAAUCACAAGCAAGACGAGGAGCUCGACGAAAACGAGCACUGGAAUUUGUAUUACAACGGAACGGACAAUUAUUGGAUAAUUACUGGAGAUAUGGAUGAAAAGUAUCGAUUUCGCGUGCAAGCUAAAAACGCCUACGGCCUCGGUGCUUGGAGCCGAUUAAGCACCGUCGUUGAUCUAACAGAAUCCAACGGUGGAAUAUUGGCCACGCAACAACAUCUACCAUUAAUGUUGGGCCUCAUUGCAAUCGUCAUUACUAUCAUGUUGGUGUGCUUCUGCUAUUUUUUCUGCCCAGUGUACCGACAACGUAAAGAAGACAAAAAGGCAGUUCUGCCCCCGAUAGUGUCGGACGUCGAGCUGGCGACACUUCGCGAGAUCCCUCGCGGGAAUUUCGUUCAAUCUAACGCGCUCUACGCUUCUACGCUGCAGAACGAUCCGGACGAUACCGCAUUGCCUAAGAUCAGACAGGAGCAGAUUACACUGGCGAAAUUCCUGGGCAGCGGUGCAUUCGGAAAGGUAUUUUUGGGAAGUGCGAAGGAUUUAGAAGGACCGGGCACAACGCCCGUUGCAAUAAAGAUGCUGCGAAAGGACGCGAACUCGCGAGAGAAGACGGAAUUCCUGCAGGAGGCGAGACUUAUGAGCCAUUUUCGGCACAAGCAUGUACUGAGGUUGCUCGGCGUCUGCUUCGAUACGGAUCCUCCGUUACUCGUGUUGGAAUUAAUGGAAGCUGGUGACUUGCUGAGUUAUUUGCGGGAGAGUCGGGCUUUACAACCCACCGACUCACGCGCGCUGCGUCUACAAGAUUUACUCGCCAUGUGCGAAGACGUUGCACGAGGCUGUCGCUAUCUGGAGGAACUGCAUUUCGUUCACAGAGAUCUCGCGUGUCGAAAUUGCCUGGUAUCCGCGCGGGAUCGCGAGAACCGCGUUGUAAAAAUCGGCGACUUCGGACUAGCUAGAGACAUUUACAAGAAUGAUUAUUAUCGCAAGGAAGGAGAAGGAUUACUUCCAGUUCGCUGGAUGGCACCGGAAUCCUUGGUGGACGGAGUGUUCACUUCACAGAGCGACGUUUGGGCGUUCGGAGUGCUAAUGUGGGAGAUUACCUCGCUGGGUCAACAGCCCUAUCCUGCCCGAACCAAUCUUGAAGUGUUGCAUUACGUGCGUGCCGGCGGUAGGCUACCGAAGCCUCUCAACUGCCCAUCGACGUUGCAUCAAUUAAUGCAGCGUUGCUGGAGCGCAGCGGACGCGAGGCCGAGCUUCAAAAUUUGUCUCGAGAGUAUCGUUCUUCUGAGAGGCAAUAUAGAAGACGCGAUAUUGAGCCCGGUGCACACCGGGCAUUACCUGGCACGCAAAGGCGUGUCUAACAUGGCUUACUUUGCUGACGAGAAUCAGAAUCAUAACAAUUCAGGAAACUCCUGGAAGUCCAGCAGCUCCGAGGGAAGCCGAGACAUGCAGCCGUUCCUUCAAAACUCGAACAAUGCCACGCACAAUCCGCAAUCCGGCGAAGUCCCGAAGUAUCUUGAGUUAUUAGCGGACAACGAAGAUGCUGUCUCAAGAGAAAACCCCACGAAUGGCUACGAAGUACCUCGUUCGAUCCACGUCUCGGAUCAGAACUUAACGAGUAUAAGCAGGAUCAGUUGUGUGAAUCAGGACCGCAAGUGCAGUCUGCCAACGGAUAACACGCAAGAGCGCAAGGAACACACGACGGAGGAACGGAAGCAGUUUGACGGCAGGCUGUACGACAAGAGAUCGUCGAUCACUAGUCUAAAUUUACCGGACCGAAGAGGUGCGUCAGUUUCAGGCAUGCCGGAGAAGUGUAACACGCUGGACAGCUUGAAAUCGGCGAACUCAGUCGCAAAAGCGGCGCUCAAGAGAAACUCCUUCUCGUCCCUGAACGGCCAGCGAAAAUACAAGACUAACUUGAGCGAGCGAAGAGAUUCCGAGGCGAGUAUCGAGGACAGGAGUUGCAGCUCGCACAGUCUGGCGCCUUCCACGCGUCCUAGCUCGUCCUUGAUUAAUUCGCAGACAGUCCUGCCGUGCCUAAAGAACAACGUUACCGCGAGCAACGUUACCGGAAACGGCGAAGUGCCCUCGAUUGAGAGUACAGCGACGAAGAAUACGUUGUCGAAGAUCCAAAGGACUCACUCGAACUUGCAGAACGGCAAGGCAAAUAUACCGCUCGUGAUAAACAGCGCGCUGUUGAAUCUACUGCGGCAGACGCCCGUCGUCGAAGACGGCAACAGCAUCGUCACGUAUACGAAUAUCAACGCGGACGCUGUGAAAGUGAACGGAUCGUGAAUCGCUGCGUUGAAUUAAAAAUAUGAGACUCUAUAAGAGUUGCUUUUGAACUUGAGUGAGAUGUGAAACGAUGACUAAAUAUUCCGAAAUGAGUUGCGCUCGAGUAGAUCUGUUGUAGGGCUUGGAGCAACAAUUGAAUAAUUAUGCGAUGGGAGAUCUUCACUCAUAGUCAUUUAUGAGGUACUUUGUUGAAGUGUUUUCUUUUUAAGUAGUCUUCCCAAGGCUUGUCGCAUUCGAAGCCUAUUCAGACGGACUUGUCUCGUAACUCGCAAAAAGUUACUUGAGACACAGCUAGUACGGUUUUGCUCAAAUCUCUUUUUUUUCUUUUUUGUUUUAUCUUAACACGGUGCCUUAAGUAUAGCAAGCGUACACUCAUACAAUAAACUCUAUGUAUAUCGUUAAUACCCAAGCAUUGCACAAAAAGUGAGGAAGAGCAGCGGCGAACAGAGUGGAAUAGCUUUAAACUGCCAUUUUAACAUGUACAUACAUUUUUUUAUACUCAAAAAUUUGGCUUAUGUAGAUAUGGCAGACCGUUUCGAUGUGCAUAGCUAUUGCGAUUUCAGUCUUAAAACUGUUAUUUAAUAUAAGAAUCACAUACGUUGACGAAGAUUGAUAGAUGCAAAGUACAGUUUAUAACUUUAUAUAUAUAACUACUGUUUUAAAUAACAUAUUUAUUGAACAACCUAUGAUGAUAUUUUCACUGUUCAUUGUACAAAUUUCACAUUUGGUGAUAAUUAGCAGAUAAUAUGAAAAUCGAUAUAAGAAAUUGUUAAGUUUUUUUAUGUAGUUUUAACAAUAAGAAAUUGUAUAAUUUUCGUAUAAUCGAAAGGAUAAGUUUGUGAAUAUACAAAAUCCAAUUCACGCCAAUCGACUGACUAUACUUGAAAUUUGUAUUUUCAACUUGCUUUGUAGGAAAAUAAAUUGUCAAUCAAUGAAUAUUAUAGGAUUAAUCAUUGUAAAUAAUAUAUUAUAAAUGAUACUGGACUUUUAA